Scutellospora calospora is the source of this 123-nucleotide messenger RNA. The record is from the annotation of a GenBank genome assembly. Lineage: Eukaryota; Fungi; Glomeromycota; Glomeromycetes; Diversisporales; Gigasporaceae.
UUAGAUCAAACUACUCAGAAUAUAAAAUCAGUACUAUUAAAAAUAUUAGAAGACUAUAAUAUUAAUGAAAAGCUAUUUAGACUUACUAUAGAUAAUACUAUAACUAAUAAAGCUAUAAGCUAA